CUCUGUUCUCAAAAGUUCAACAACAUCCUAUCCAUCUUUCUCAACUUCAUCUCAUCAAAUCAACUUAUCAUCAAUCAAUCAACUUAUCAUAUCAACUUUGAAUCCAAAGAAAAACACUCAAUAUGUCUACCACCCGUUCAACUCCACAACGGAUGACACGUCGAUCUACCAGAUCACCUCCAGUCUCAUCUUCAAAUCAAUUCAAUACCUUCACAACGGCUCUUAAUCGAACUUCUAAUACACCACAAAAACCAACAAGAACAAAUGAAUCAAUAAUCAAAAAACAAGAAACUCAAUCUAACAAACCUACUUUACCAAUCGAUAAGAAGAACUCUCUCUUAGAUCGUGGUCGAGUUCGUUCUGUAAAAACUCAACUCAUUCCACUUGAAAAUAAUUGGUCAAUCACUAUUGCUCGGGUUAAGGUGCCUACUACUUCGGGUGUUUCGGGUCAUCUUAUCAAACGUUUCGAUACCAAUGCGAUCUCUGCUAGUAGUUUUUUUAGAGCUGCUUUUCCUGAUGCAAGUGUAGAAGAUGAACAAGCUCAUAUGUCUUAUUUUACUGAUGUUUACGAUACGGCUACGGCUGGUGGUGAUCAUAUCGGACCAGAGUGUAAGCUUACUGGUACCUGGGUACCUGUCGCUCAUGCAGAAUCGAUUGCAGAGUGGUAUGGGCUAUCAAAGUUUGCUGCCGAUCUCAUCACCUUCCCUGAUCCCAACAAUGGAUCAGCUUCACCUAUGGACCCUAAAACAGGUUUAAAACAAUCUGAAUCGAGUCAAGUCACCAAUUCUGAUCCACCUCAAGCUGCCGAGUCGACUCCUGUACCUAAAAUGGUGGGCACACCUGGGACGCGAUCUAUCAAGCGUCCUCGUGUGGCACCUCCUAGUUUCGGUAACACUAGCCCUUCUCACUUUAGUCUAUCUGCGGCUUCGGUUUCAGCUACUUCGAAUGAAGCUCCAGGAAUUGACCAAUCGGCUACCAUUGACGAAGCCGAUCCGACUGAAGAAUCUAUGUUUAUCUCUAACGACGAAGGCGAAGAACCUGAGCAAACGUCUCUUCAAGUGACUGUGACGCAAACAUCUAUGAAUAAUCGAAUCGACGAAGGGAUGACUACUACCACUACCGCGACUGCUUGUGUUAUUGGAACCGAUGAGCAAGUCGAACUUGCUAAACGAGACGCCUUGAAUUUAGUAGCAUCACUUCAAGAAAGUGCAGCCGCUCAGAACCACUCAUCCAAUGAAUGGAGUCAAAAGAAACGAGGCCUUGAGCAAACAGAACCCAUUAUUACAACCACUCGUGAUACAGAUGAAGAGACCGUCUUAGCAGCACCACCACCUAGAGGUCUCUUUGCUCGAUUCUGGUCACGUAAAGCGAAUGCAAAGAAACGUGAAGAGAUGGCUAAAACAUUGAAUAAACAAUCCAGAGAGAUCGCAUCCCUCCCGACUCAUCCUGUCGUACCUCCAGUCACAUCGGUGACCAAGAGAAACUUGGCUGUAGCAGGAAUCGUGGUAGCAGGCGCAGCUGCUUCGAUCGCACCUUAUUUCUUUUGA
Molecule: messenger RNA, 1547 nt
Organism: Melampsora larici-populina 98AG31
Lineage: Eukaryota; Fungi; Basidiomycota; Pucciniomycetes; Pucciniales; Melampsoraceae
Exons: 3
Coding region: 123-1547 (474 amino acids)
Biological process (GO): mitotic telomere tethering at nuclear periphery; meiotic attachment of telomere to nuclear envelope
Cellular component (GO): nuclear membrane complex Bqt3-Bqt4
Molecular function (GO): DNA binding
Source: RefSeq, a predicted model, not a curated record